AUGCGACUGUACAACUUUAAUGUAACGCCAAUGGCACAAAUAUACUACUCCCUGCUGUUGGUGACGAUCUCGCAAAUUGUCCACACCAGCCACAUGCGGGAAAUUUGCGAAAAGAGGGACAUUUUCUUCGAACCAUUUCGUUGCCAGCUGUACGAGCUGGAGGUAUUGGACGAACCCAUCACUUACCUGUUGUACGAUGUGAACCCUAGCGAAGGGUUUAACCUACGUCGCGAUGUCUACAUCAGGAUGGCUGUGUUUCUGGAGUUCCUCCGCACACAGCAAGGAUACCGUCGGGCGAAACUGGUCCUACCGCCUUGGUCCAAUCUAGUGCACUGGCGAAGCCACAACAUCGACCAGACGCAGUUGUUCUGGAACCACUUUUUCGACCUGCGAAGCAUGAAGCAGUACACGGAUGUGAUCGAUAUGGAUGAAUUUUUCGCUGAGUACGAACGUUUGCACGGCCCCGACACGGUGGUGAUGCUCGACGAGGUGUACAAAAUGAAACACUUUGAAAACAUGUUCGAGAACGGUGUGUUCGUGGACAAGUUCGAGGAGCACGUGUGCCCGAAAAGCCACGACUAUUACGAUGGCGGUGCGCUCUCGUACUUUGGGUACGCAAACUUCUCCAGCGAAGAGUUCACCUGUCUGCACUUUCAAGGCAGUGCGAUGCUAUUACAUAAGCUGCUGGAAACAUACAAACCGCAGCGGGUCCAUCACGUCCGGUACGUGUUGGUGCUGAAUGCGGAAAUAGUCCUGCACGAUCUCUGGGGCAAUAUCGAUUACUGGGAGGUUCGCCGAUCGAUGCGUUUUGCGGGGGAGCUGAUCGAGGUGGCGGCACGGUUUCGGGCCGAAUAUCUCGAAUCAUCCGAUCAGCAGGAUCGGACGGUGCGACCGGCCCGAUGGAUGGAUGAACGAAGUCAUCGUAAUGCGCGUGGCGGCGACUAUCUCUGUGCCCACAUACGCAGGGCAGACUUUCUGUACGGACGUGAUAAAACAACACCAACCAUUCAGUCGGCCGCCCUACAGAUCCGGGCAAAGUUGCUCGAGCAAGGCCUGAAAACGGUCUUCAUCGCGUCUGACUGCUCGCGGAUGGAGUUUUACAACCUGAAAAACUAUCUGAAACGGUUUCGCGUGGUGCGGUUCGUGCCGGAAAGUUACGAACAGCGGUUCGCACUCAAGGACGGCGGUAUUGCAAUCGUGGAUCAGAUCGUAUGCUCCCAUGCGCGGUACUUUAUCGGCACAUACGAAUCUACCUUCACCUACCGAAUCUACGAGGAGCGCGAAAUUAUCGGUUUUCCGAAGGAUCUGACCUUUAAUACUUUUUGUAAGAGUGAAAAAGAUAUGAACUGUGAGAAAAAUACGGUGUGGCCGAUAGUAUAUCAUUAG
Messenger RNA from Anopheles marshallii, 1386 nucleotides. Its product is annotated as GDP-fucose protein O-fucosyltransferase 2. The record is from RefSeq and is a predicted model, not a curated record. Lineage: Eukaryota; Metazoa; Arthropoda; Insecta; Diptera; Culicidae. The transcript has 2 exons. The coding region runs from base 1 to 1386 and encodes 461 amino acids. Gene Ontology annotation, molecular function: peptide-O-fucosyltransferase activity. Gene Ontology annotation, biological process: protein O-linked glycosylation via fucose.